Molecule: messenger RNA, 4569 nt
Organism: Sebastes umbrosus (honeycomb rockfish)
Lineage: Eukaryota; Metazoa; Chordata; Actinopteri; Perciformes; Sebastidae
Gene: aoc2
Product: amine oxidase copper containing 2
Exons: 5
Coding region: 1-2280 (759 amino acids)
Biological process (GO): amine metabolic process
Cellular component (GO): plasma membrane
Molecular function (GO): copper ion binding; primary methylamine oxidase activity; quinone binding
Source: RefSeq, a predicted model, not a curated record
AUGGUGGAGCGGAGGAUGAACUCCUUAGUGAAAUGGGCGCUCGUCCUCUUCGUCCUCGUCUCCAUCAUCCUCAACAUCGUCCUGAUCGGCAUCCACUCCAGCAGGGCGCCCAAAUGCUCCGCGCAGCGCGUCCACCCGCUGAGGCGCAAACACGACGAGCGCAGCAGCCUCGUGUUCUCCGACCUCACCCUGGAGGAGUACAACCAGGUCCAGAAAUACAUGCUCCAGCAGAAACCCUUGAACAUCUCCACCAGAAUCCUCACCGAGCCGUCGGAGAACUUCUUGUUUCUAAUAGAGCGAUGUCUGCCCAAGAAAGCGGACGCGCUGCUUUACUUGGACGAGAAAGACGCCAGUUGUCCGGUUAGAGAGGCGACCGUGGUGGUCUUCUACGGUGCCCUAGGACUCAUUAAGGAGUACGUAGUGGGGCCUCUUCCAGACCCGAAAUACCACAAAGAUGUCACCAUGGAGAGGUACCACAUGGAUCUGCCUAUGACUGCGCGCACCGUCACCGUGGGCGAAUACAAUCUGCUUUUCCAUUUGUUCCAGAAGACCUGCGCCAAGAUGGAGAAGCUCAUGAAGGAGAGCUUCGACGUGGAUGUGAAGAAGAAUAAGCUGAACCCGUUCGAGCAGAUGCCCCGGGGAGUCCGCUCCGGAGACAGAAAGACCUGGGUGGCCUUCUUCAGGGACAUGAGCGGCAUGUACCUGCACCCGGUGGGCUUCGAGAUGCAGAUUAACCACGAGAGCCUGAACGCGUCACAGUGGACGGUGGAGCGGCUGCUUUAUAACGGAAAAUACUUCGACACGGUGGAAGAACUCGUGCGUAAAUACGACACGGGAGAAGUUGAGAAGAUAGUUUACAAAGAGUCGCCUGAUUAUGGUUCACUGAAACCAAAAAACAAGCCUUUGCAGGUCGGCCCGCAGCAGUUUUACGCAGAAGGUAAGCGCUUCAGCGUCCACAACAACCACGUCCUCUACCUGGACUGGAGCUUCUCCUUCGGGCUCAGCUCGCUCACCGGCAUGCGCGUGUUCGACGUGCGUUUUAAAGACGAGAGGAUAAUAUACGAGCUGAGCGUGCAGGAGGCCAUGUCGGUGUACGGUUCGGUGACUCCCGGGAUGAUGCUGACUAAGUUUUUGGACUCGAGUAUCGGCAUAGGGCGCUUCGCACACGAGCUGGUCCGCGGUGUGGACUGCCCCAUCCAGGCCACCUACGUGGACACGUACCGGUACAUAGAUGUGGACGCUCCGGUGAGGUUUAGGAAUUCAAUCUGCGUGUUCGAGCACAACAUGGGUCAGCCCCUGAGGAGGCACUUCGCGGACUUUUUCCACAACAGCUACGGGGGGAUGGUGAACAGCGCGCUGGUGUUCAGGACGAUCACGGCUAUUGGAAACUACGACUACAUGUGGGAUUUCAUCUUCUACCAGAGCGGGUCGGUGGAGGCUAAGGUGCACGCCACAGGCUACAUCUCCUCUUCUUACCUGGUGGACGGGAGUCUGAAACACGGAAACCAGGUGGCGGACAAGGUGCUGGGGAACAUCCACACCCACUUUCUCAACUUCAAGGUGGACCUAGACGUGUUGGGAGUGAAGAAUUUUUUCCAGACAAAAGACAUGGAAUAUGUCAAUAUGUCGCUGCCGUGGAUGCCUGAUCACUCAGCUAUGGUCCCUCAGCUGGUGGAAAAGCAACUGAAAACAGAACAGGAGGCAGCUCUGCGCUACGGCACCAAGACUCCUCGCUACCUCCACAUCGCCAGCAACAAGACCAACAAAUGGGGUCACCAGCGCUCCUACAGGCUGCAGGUGUUGAGCUUCACAGGGGACCACCUCCCAGAGAGCCAGCCCGAUGAAAGGGCCAUGUCCUGGGCCAGGUAUAAGGUUGCCAUCACCAAGCAUAAGGACUUAGAGCAGACCAGCAGCAGUCUAUACAAUCAAGCCGACAUGUGGACUCCAGCUGUCGACUUCAGCAAGUACAUUGCAGACGACGAAAGCAUCGAAGACGAGGACCUGGUUGCCUGGGUGACCACCGGCUUCCUCCACAUCCCCCACUCCGAGGACAUCCCCAACACGGUAACCGUGGGCAACGGGGGCGGGGUCCUGCUGCGACCCCACAACUACUUUGAAGGGGACCCGUCCAUCCACUCUGCUGAUGCGGUGUACAUUGCCCCGGACAGCGCGGACAGCUGUGAAAACAAUAGGAUGGCCUGCAUUGCUAAAGAGACCUGCAGCCCCGUCUUUGAACCAUUCACCUACCACGGCUUCGAAGGAGUCAUGUCGUUUGACUAGGUGUUAGCCCUGAUGAACUCAGAGGUAUGCUUGGGUUUUUUUUUGUCGAUCUAUCAAGAAGCUUGCGUCAAUGUUAUCAUGUUUAUAGAGGCAGUUUGGGACAGCAGAUUAUUUGUGUUUAAGAGGAACAGUGUGUAGUGUAAAACAAGGCCCACCUAAACAAAAUCUAUAUUAGUUUAAGUGUAUGCUAUAUUUAGAAUAUUUUCCGGCAGGGAAUUGAACUGAGAGUGAAACUUAUCGAUAGUGUUUUUGUCAACGGAGUGCUGGCUUUGAAGAGAGCAUAUAUAACUUUCACUCUCAGUUCAAUUCCCAAUCGGAAAGGGCUGUCUGACGGCAAGAUAAAGCGGUGAAAAUAUUCUAAAUAUAGCGUACACUUUCGGUGGGCCUUUCUUUUAAGUUGCUAAAAUACGUUUAGCUGCUGCCGCCGUACACAGCAGCACAUUGCUUCGAUCCUGCGUUGGUACUCCUGCCUGUUUCUCCAAAUUGGGGGCAUGCUGUUGAUGUCAGACGCUGUCUGCUGUCGGUAAUACACUGACUAUGGAUAAGUACCUAGUGCAGUGAAAUAAUCCUAACUAUCAGCAGUCUAAGAACGUAGUAACAACAAGUGCCUUGCCUGAUGACAUUUCAUUACCUUUACAAACUACCCUCAACUUACCUGCAAUCAGGUCACUAGCACUUUGCAACUUGGAUCACUGAAAAAUCACUCUCAUUUAUAAGGAUGCUGUUAUUCUAUAGUUUUCUUAUUGUCAACAAAUUCCACCAGACCUCUCAUUACAUUCUCCAUAUCCUCAAACCCAAGCCCAUCGGUUCCUACUCAAAACACAAAACUAUUAUAUAUAUAUUUUUUUUAAAAAGGCUCAGGAAUUUCCUAAAACAGCUGGUCACUGUAGUUUCCAGCAAACAUUAACCACACUGGAGAAAAUAGUGCAUUUAAUGAGGACUAUUUUCAGUUGGUGAUUAAUCCACAUCUGGUGCUCCAGUUUGUGGCAGCAGAACGGUGCAGGUGGGAUUGAGUCAAACUAAACUAAAGUGUGUGUGUUCAUGGUAAUGAAGGAACAUGUCAGCCAGCGUGGCUCACUGAUGUGUUUUUAAUAAAUGGAGCUCUAUGGCACAGAGGAAGAAGAUAUAUCAAACUUUGGAUAAACACACAAUAAUUGUUAGUAGGAUCACUCCAUUGUUGGUUUCUGUCUGGACAUGGGGUUUGUUGGGGGACUUGUUGAUAAUAACAAAAAUAUAAAGUAUCACCAGACUUAUACUUUAAACUGAAUGAAAUGUCUCCGAUCAAUGCCAUAAAGCAUUGAGCUAAUAACAUACAGCAACUGUUUCAAUAUAUAGUGAAUAUAAUUGAAGAUGGUGGACAUAGUAAACAUUAUACCUGCUUAGCAAGUUAGCAUUUUGCUCAGUGAACCACUGUGCAGCCUCAGAGAGCCAGUAGCAUGGCUGUAGACUCUUACGGCGGGUUCACGUCAGGAAACGGAAGCACUGUGAAGCGUGGCGAUUUUUCGGAGAAACGUUGCCUUUAAGCGUUCUUUUUGCGCCCAAGUAAAUCAGUUGAGCUACUCAUCUUGCCAUGCUCGCGAUCCUCAGCAAUAGUCGGCGUCUGGUCUAUUUUCUGCGUGCCGCGAGGUGAUUCUGACAAGAAAACACACUGACAAUCUGAUUCUGACGAGAUGACAAAAUAUGUAUCCCACAAACGCCUUUGACUUCCCUCCUCCUCUCUCCCCCGCUGUUCUCCCAGAGUUUUAAUUCCCCCGAUUCCCGUCCAGUACCUCCUCCACCCAAUCACAUUUCAAAAUCCAUCCACUAUAUUUAUUGGAAACAGCCGUGUGUCACUGCUGUUUGUGAUUGUGGGUUUUAAAUUAUGUACUUCUUCCACAUAUUUGUCAGCUGUGUCUAAACAGAAAGCGAGAGAGAGAGAGGAGCAGACAGACAGAGACAGAGAGAGAGAGCUUUAUAGUAAACAGCAGAGGAGCAGGAUCGCUUGUUGACCGGCGUGGAGGAAUGUACUUCUGGUGAGAAGAGCCAGAGACGAUUAACAGCGUGGUGCUUCCGUCCCUAUAUGAACCCGCUGUUAGUCUUAAUGUGCCUUUUUUGGUGGUAUCACCAAAGAUAGCAAUCAAUAGUGAAGGUAUUUGUUUUUCUUAUUUUUACUUCAGUUAUUACAUCUGUAAAACCAAAGAGUUGAAUUUGUCAUCAUUAGAAAAAAAAACAAAGUUAUAAGCUAGUCCAAUUUUAAGACUGUUCACAGCAAGUUGAUAUUUUUUCAGUAAUAAAGUGCCUGGGAUCAAU